AGUCUGCUGCUACUGGUCGAGGUCUGUGGUGGGCGAUCCUAUUGUAUUUGGAACUCAAAAGCUUGAACGCGCAUAUUCCAACAGCACAGUAUUUUUUCAAGGUCCCCUAAAACCAGAGAGAACAGGAGAGGACGUACUUUAAUGCAGAUCAAACAUUUCCGCGGGACAGCUCUGAGAUUCACCAACACCAUUAAUAUCCCACUAAUUUAGCAGAUUUACACCUGUCUUCUUAUCGCCAAGACUGGUGUCAGUCUGGAACCAUCGAGAUGAUUGUUUAGAAUACUUUGAGAGCAUAUGAAAACAGCCGACCAGAACAUUUUCUAGACGACUCGCUCCGGGACAACUCUUCCGGCAGUGUGUGUUGGUGCUUGAGACGGAGAAGCACCUGCUCUAGCCUGCGGGAAGUUGAUUAUGUGUAGGCGCUUUCUGACCUCUACUGCAUCUUGUCAGUUUUUGUGCAUUUCGCUGCUGAGAGGAUAGCCGUGUCCCGAGGAGGAUGCCGAACAGGCUGAAGACGCAGUCCUGAAGAUUGAUGGAGGGCCAUGCUAUUCAAACAGCAGGCGUUGCUGAGACAGAAGCUCUUCUUGUUGGGCAGCCUUGCUAUCGGGAGUCUCCUCUAUCUAGUGGCCAGGGUUGGGAGCUUGGAUAGGCUGCAGCCUAUUUGCCCAAUAGAGAGCAGACUGGGCCCUCCUCACCUGCCGGAGCAGAUCCCUCUCCGGACCCUGCAGUAUAAGCGUGGUCUGCUCCACGAGAUCCGCAAGGGCAAUGCCACCAAAGAGCAGAUCCGCCUGCACAACCUGGUACAGCAACUGCCCCGGGCCAUCAUCAUCGGGGUGCGCAAGGGGGGCACGCGCGCCCUGCUGGAGAUGCUCAACCUGCACCCGGCGGUGGUCAAGGCCUCGCAGGAGAUCCACUUCUUUGACAACGAKCAGAACUACGCCCGGGGCAUCGACUGGUACCGGGAGAAGAUGCCCUUCUCRUUCCRSCARCAGAUCACCAUUGAGAAGAGCCCCGCCUACUUCAUCACAGAYGAGGUCCCCGAACGCAUCUUCAAGAUGAACUCCUCCAUCAAGCUGRUGAURAURGUGCGRGAGCCCACCACCAGAGCUGUGUCCGACUACACACAGGUGCUGGAGGGCAAGGAGCGCAAGAACAAGACCUACCACAAGUUUGAGAAGCUGGCCAUCGACGGCAACACGUGUGAUGUGAACACAAAGUAUAAGGCAGUACGGACCAGCAUUUACACCAAGCACUUGGAACGCUGGCUGAAGUACUUCCCCGUGGAACAUUUUCACAUUGUGGACGGUGACCGUCUGAUCACAGACCCGCUGCCUGAGCUGCAGCUCGUCGAGCGCUUCCUCAACCUCCCCUCCAGGAUCAGCCGGUAUAACCUGUAUUUCAAUGCCACCAGGGGAUUUUACUGCCUGCGAUUUAACAAUGUCUUCAACAAGUGCCUGGCAGGCAGCAAGGGGCGCAUCCACCCUGAGGUGGACCCCUCAGUGGUGGCCAAACUAAGGAAGUUCUUCCACCCCUUCAAUCAGAAGUUUUAUCAGAUUACUGGGAGGACGUUCAACUGGCCCUGAGAAACUAAGGGAAGGUCUAGGCCUAGCCUAUAUGAACUUCUUAACUGAAGUUGUUCUGUUGGCAUUUUCAAGAUGUCAACCACAACAAUAUUAAAGGAUAUUAAAAGCACUUUGAUUGAAUUUAAUACGUAGAGGAGAGUGGGGUAAGUUGAGCCGAAGGGUAGUUGAGCUACUCCUUGUUUCUAGGAAACCAUACACAAAAUGUACCAUGUGACCAAAUAUUAAGGAAGAGGUCGUCAUUUCAUGGAGUCUGUGAAAGAAAAAAACACAUGGAAAAAGUGGUAAGCAAGUUAGGGCAAAUGAAUGUAUU
Molecule: messenger RNA, 1893 nt
Organism: Salvelinus sp. IW2-2015
Lineage: Eukaryota; Metazoa; Chordata; Actinopteri; Salmoniformes; Salmonidae
Product: heparan sulfate glucosamine 3-O-sulfotransferase 5-like
Molecular function (GO): [heparan sulfate]-glucosamine 3-sulfotransferase activity
Source: RefSeq, a predicted model, not a curated record